Theileria orientalis strain Shintoku is the source of this 645-nucleotide messenger RNA. RefSeq lists its product as hypothetical. The record is from RefSeq and is a predicted model, not a curated record. The transcript has a single exon. Bases 1 to 645 code for a protein of 214 amino acids. Lineage: Eukaryota; Apicomplexa; Aconoidasida; Piroplasmida; Theileriidae.
AUGUCGGACUCAGACUCGCCCUAUCAUGAUUCCAAACAUAUUAGUGCUCUUGGGGUUUGGAAGGACAAUUUUUCCACAAUCUUGCAUCACAGGGGAUCCACAUUCCACAAACUAACUAUCGGCAGGAGCUAUAACACUUUUUUUCUAAAUUUAGAGGAAACUGUGUUUGCUCUCUUGAGGACCAACUUUCUCCUCCUAGACUACCACACCCGGAGUGUUGUUGGCCCUUAUGACAUUCUCAAUGACCUCUUUGACAAUUUUAGGCUCGCCGAUUUGCUGAAAAUUCAUGUUUACUUGGCCCUUCAGCGUCUUGGCAGGUCCCCUAGAUCUCUUCAGGAUUCUUUUCCUUCCACUCCUGCUGUUGACCCCGAUGUGUUCCAACUUCCUGAUUUUACUCCCAAUCACAAGCUUUUAGAACUACAUUCUCUUUUAGACUUUUUCAAGACCAGGAAACUCAACAAUCUUACUUAUAAGACUGAGUUUUUAUCCCCUGUGUUCUCUGUUGAUCACGUGGAUUGCUUUAUUACCAUGCCAGACUCCCCAGCUUCUAACAUUUUGGACUCUUUAAUCGAUUUAAGUAACAUUAUCGCAGUUUCUGAUUUAGAUUCUGUUUACUUUUUAACGCUUUCUCCUGUAAUUUUCUAA